AUGACUUCCUCUAUAGCCUUCCACCUUAACAAGGGGCGUAACAGACAAGAGGGUCUCGACCAGGAUCGCUCUAACUCGACCCUAGCCGAUGCCAACGACAACCACGAGAAGGACAAUGAGGAUAACAGUGGUGACCACAACAACAAUGACAGGGACGUCGAAAAUGAUCACUCGGAGCCAAAGCCUGUCGGCUUCUGGGACCACUCUCUCAAGCAUGUCAGAUUGACCAUCUUCCGCAAAUGGGCCGUUACCACAGUGAUGCUGUGCACGUUCAUUCUCGCGAUCCUGUCACUGUACUGGGGCGUCCUGUACGGCUUGACCGACAAGCUCUCACGCCUGACAGUAGUGGUCGUCAGCUUCGAUGGCCAGGGAUAUCCAGCAGGGACCGCGACAGUAGUCGGUGACGCCGUUACACGAGCUGCUGAGCAGCAGGCCGCUAUAACGAGUGGUGCGCUAGGUUUCCGGGUCGAGAACCCAGCAGACUAUAACAACGAUCCGCUCGCCGUUCGCCAACAUGUCUACGACGAGCAUGCCUGGGCCGCAGUUAUCGUCAAUGCCAAUGCAUCCUACCUUCUGCAGCAGGCCGUCGCUGAAGGCAAUGCCGACUACGACCCACAGGGAGCGAUGCAGAUCGUCUACGUCCAGGCCCGCAACGAACAGACCUACAACAACUACAUCGUACCGCAACUCGACAAGUUCCUCAUCAACAUCCAAGCACAAUUCGGACAGCAAUGGAUCUCCCGCGUCCUCGCAGACGACUCCCUGAACGCAGCAACAUACAACAACGCUCCCCAAGCGCUCAACCCAGCGAUCGGCGCAAGCAUAUUCAACCUCCGCCCAUUCAGCCCUCCACAAGCAACACCAGCCAUCAGCAUCGGUCUCAUCUACCUGAUCAUCAUUUCCUUCUUCACCUUCAGCUUCUACCUCCCCAUCCACAGCCAAUUCCUAAUCCCCAAAGGCCACCCACCACUCCACUUCUACCAGCUAGUCCUCUGGCGCCUCUUCGCAACAUUCCUAGCCUACUUCUUCCUCUCGCUAGCCUACUCCCUAGUCAGCCUAGCCUUCCAAAUCCCCUUCUCAAACACUACCCCCGAGCCCCAAACCGCCGUCGUCAACAACGCCGACGCCUUCGGCCGCGGCACCUUCGUCGUCUACUGGAUGCUCAACCUCCUCGGCAUGUACGCUCUCGGCCUCGCUUCCGAGAACGUGGCGAUGGUCAUCGGCCAGCCCUGGGCGGCGCUCUGGUUGAUUUUCUGGGUCAUCACGAACGUGGCAUCGUCGUUCUAUACUAUUCCCUUGGCGCCCCAGUUCUUCAACUACGGCUACGCGUGGCCGCUGCAUCAUGUGGUCAAUGCAAGUCGGACCAUCAUCUUCGACACGCAUUCGAGACUGGGAUUGAAUUUUGGCGUGCUGGCAGCUUGGUCGGCUGUCAACACGGCCUUCUUUGUGCCUUGUGCGCUUUUCAUGCGGUGGAAGGCGCAGAAGGAGCAUAUGAGGGAGUUGGCGGGUGGGGAUCGGAAGAGGAAGAUUAAGUAUCUUGUGGACGGCUGA
Cyphellophora attinorum is the source of this 1551-nucleotide messenger RNA. Its product is annotated as Nitrosoguanidine resistance protein SNG1. Gene Ontology annotation, cellular component: membrane. Bases 1 to 1551 code for a protein of 516 amino acids. The record is from RefSeq and is a predicted model, not a curated record. The transcript has a single exon. Lineage: Eukaryota; Fungi; Ascomycota; Eurotiomycetes; Chaetothyriales; Cyphellophoraceae.